AUGUUUUUACGAAAGAUACAGAGCAGUCUACAACGUCUUAAAAGUAUCAGACCAGUUGUAACUGCCAGAAGAAACAACACACAAAGGAAAGGCUACGUACCCUAUGGUCAAACAGGGUGUGGAAAUUAUGGGUUAACGUUCAGCCCUCAGACAGUCCAGUUAAUGAACCCGGUGAAGGACAAGCUACUGAAACUGGUGCCAGGGAUUCCCUUCAACGAGCAUGUGUUCAACAUCGGUGACUACGGCACAGGAGAUGGAGCAACUUCAAUGACGUUCCUGAAGGAGUUGUUGGAUAUUCUGAAGGAACGCCAUGGUUCUGAACGGCAGUUCCAAGUUAUCUACGAAGACCAGUCUUUAAACGACUUCAAUUCUUUGUUCAGACGUCUUUCAGGGGUUAUCCCUGAUCCUCCACCUUACCUUUUGAACAUGGACAAUGUCUUCGCUUUUGCAACAGGUGUACACUUCUAUAAACAGUGUGUACCGUCCGACUCAAUGCAUUACAUCAUGUGUAUGAUCGCUGCCCAUUGGCUGUCCAAGACACCGGUCCUGUACAAGGAAUCCCUGUGUAUCUACCCUGACAGUUCUGCAGAAGAAAAGAAGGCCCUUCGUGAUCAGAGUCUCUCAGACUGGGAGACGUUCUUGUUGAUGAGAAGUAGAGAGCUAAAAAGAGGAGGAAUACUGGCUGUCUCCCUCACCUGCGAAUACGUUGAUGAAACAAUCGGUCGAAUCUCGUUUACCUUGCAGAACCUUGUGUUUCUAAUGACACACCUGUGGCGGGAAUACAGAGAUACGGGAAAGAUUACUAACAAGGAAUUCAUCAACACCAAUAUAGCAUACUGUCAUUACAACAUGGAGGAUCUGAAGGCACCUUUUGAAAAUAACACAUCUGCAGUUUGGCAAUCGGGUCUACGCCUUGUUUCAUCUGACGUGGUCAUCAACAACGACGUCUUCUACUCCGCCUGGAAGGAGAAGAAGGACCUGGAAGGUGUUGAUGACAGAGAUGGAUUCGUCAGGGCGUAUGUGGCCGCCCACAGGAACUGGAGCAACAGCAUCUUCAUGGACGGCCUCUCUGACGAUCGCUCACGAGAGGACAAAUUGAAAAUUGUGGAUGAUUUCUAUGUUGAUAUGCAGGAGCGAAUUGCAAGUAUGAAUCCAGACGCCUUCAGAGAUGACUUCUGUCUCAACUACCUCAUCAUUGUCAAGGAAUAG
Molecule: messenger RNA, 1209 nt
Organism: Haliotis rubra (blacklip abalone)
Lineage: Eukaryota; Metazoa; Mollusca; Gastropoda; Lepetellida; Haliotidae
Product: farnesoic acid carboxyl-O-methyltransferase-like
Exons: 1
Coding region: 1-1209 (402 amino acids)
Biological process (GO): methylation
Molecular function (GO): S-adenosylmethionine-dependent methyltransferase activity
Source: RefSeq, a predicted model, not a curated record